Molecule: messenger RNA, 894 nt
Organism: Mycena indigotica
Lineage: Eukaryota; Fungi; Basidiomycota; Agaricomycetes; Agaricales; Mycenaceae
Product: Ribonucleotide reductase small subunit
Exons: 4
Coding region: 1-894 (297 amino acids)
Biological process (GO): deoxyribonucleotide biosynthetic process
Molecular function (GO): oxidoreductase activity
Source: RefSeq, a predicted model, not a curated record
AUGGCCGCUGCCGCUCCACCGUCGAGCUUCAGUUCACCUGUGCUGGAUCCCGUGUUGAGCGCGUCCUCCGACCGCCUUUUUUUCUUCCCUAUCAAGUAUCCUGAUAUAUGGGCGUUCUACAAGAAAGCACAGAGUUCCUUCUGGAUUGCCGAGGAGCUCGACUUUUCCAGGGACUUAGAGCAUUGGCGCUACAAACUUACUGGCGACGAGCGCGACUUCAUCUCCCACAUUUUGGCCUUCUUCGCGGCUUCCGACACCAUCGUCAACGACAACUUACUCGAGCGGUUUUCUCGCGAGGUGCAGCUGCCAGAAGCCCGUUGCUUUUACGCUUUCCAGGCCAUGAUGGAAAAUAUGCUCAGGAACGUGUACGCCUCUUCCGUGCCAUCGAAACUAUUCCCUGCGUGCAGCGUAAGGCUGAAUGGGCCCUCCGUUGGAUCCAAGACCCCCAUUCUUCGUUUGCCGAAGCGUGGUCUUAUGCCGGGUUUGGCCACCUCCAAUGAAUUCAUCAGUCGAGAUGAAGGCCUUCACACCGACUUUGCUUGUCUGCUUUUUGGGCACUUGCAGUCUCGGCCUCCUCCUUCCGUCAUCCAGACUAUCAUCACAGAUGCUGUAGAUGUCGAAAAAGCUUUUCUUGCCGACGCCUUAGCCAACCGACUCUUGGGAAUGAACGAAAAGUUGAUGAGCCGCUACGUCGAAUUUGUCGCUGACCGCCUCCUUGUCGCCCUCGGCAACGAAAAGGUCUACUGCGUCCCCAACCCCUUUGACUUUAUGGAUAUGAUUUCUAUGGAAGGCAAAACAAUUUUUUCGAGCGACGUGUCUGACUAUUCCAAUGCGGCGCGCACUUCGUCCAGUGUUCCUGUUACUAAGGCAAAGUUGUCAGUGUCUCUUCUUUAG